Lolium perenne is the source of this 969-nucleotide messenger RNA. RefSeq names its product senescence/dehydration-associated protein At4g35985, chloroplastic-like. The record is from RefSeq and is a predicted model, not a curated record. NCBI's taxonomy places the organism in Eukaryota, Viridiplantae, Streptophyta, Magnoliopsida, Poales, Poaceae. Gene Ontology annotation, cellular component: plasma membrane.
AUGCCGGUGAGACGAGCGCGCAGAAGCUCCGACGCCAGUCGUGCCAUUGCUGCCGGUCGUGAGAAGCUCGCUCACUGGUCGUGCUGGUUCCGAACGCGGGAGGAGCUGCGGGCGGAUGAGCUGCAGACACUACCUCACAUGCCGAUCCCGUCCUCCCCAGGCACGCCCAACUCCACCACCGCUCCCCCGCCCUCCGAGGACAUCCUCCUCCUCAUCCCCGCCACCCAGCUCCACCUCAUCGACCGGCACCGCAGCCACCCGCUCGCCGCGGGGGACCUCACUCUCCUCCGCAUCCGGGCCGGCUCCACCUCCCUCGCCGCCAUUGCGCAGCUCGGCCCCGUCCAAUUCCCUCUGACCCGCGACGUGGCCGCCGUGAAGCUCGACCCCUGCCACUACUCCUUCUCCCUGACCGUCCCCGCCUCCGCCGACGACUCGGCGCCCGGCCCGCUCCACUACGGCUUCACGCUCCCGCGCCUCGACGGCGUGCUCGCGGCCUGCACCAGCUUCUCCGCCCACUCCGUGGUCGGCAGCGAGGGGCUCGCCGGCGGGGUGCGCGGCGAGGUCGAGGCCGCCGCGUACUGGACCGUCGUCGCGCCUGUUAAGGCAAUAUGCUUGAUGUAUUACCAAGGGAAACUGCGACCUGUUUCGCCCAACGUCGAGGAGUACGGCUGCGCGGUCACCAGGGCCAUCGCCUCGGGUGCUGAGGGCCUCGCCAAGGGGAUCAUCUGGUGUGGGGUCAUGACGGUGGAGAGGCUCCACUGGGGGAACGAGGUCCUCAGGAAGAGGAUCCAGCCUGGGGACACUGACGCCGAGGUCACCCCCGAGAUGUCGGGCGAAUCAAAAGGUAUUGCUGACUUCCUCACUUCUUGUAGUGCCAUUAUGGGUAUAUCAGUGUUCUGUAGUGUCAUUUCAGUUGAGUUAGUAAACCUUAUGAUGAUUAGGGGCAAUAUCUGCAAUUUAUCCAUGUAA